AUGCCGCCCGACAGGGUCCCCGACGCCCAAGCCGGCUUCCAAUACUGGAACGACAUAGCGGCCGACGAAAACGGCAUGCUGGGCGGCCUCCCCUCGCAGCCCGGGUUCGAGUCCAUCUCGCGGAUCGACCUUCAGGGCUCGCGCACGUUUCUCGCCAGGCUGGGCAUCGGCACCAAGCACGACAGGAACCGCGUGGGCAGCGCCCUCGACGCCGGAGCAGGCAUCGGCAGGAUCAGCAAAGGCCUGCUGGUCAAGGUGGCCGACGAGGUCGACAUCGUGGAGCCGAUUGCCAAGUUCACCAAGGCCAUCCGCGGACACGCCGGGAUUCGCACGAUAUCCAAUGUGGCGCUGCAAGACUGGCAGCCGGGAACGGCGCGCUACGACAUCAUCUGGACGCAGUGGUGUCUGGGCCACCUGACGGACCAGCAGGUGGUGCUGUACCUGCGCACUUGCAGGGAGGCGCUGACGCCGGACGGCCUCGUGGUGGUCAAGGAGAACCUGAGCACGAGCGGGAGCGACGACUUUGACGAGACGGACAGCAGCGUGACGAGGCAGGACAGCAAGUGGAAGAGCUUGUUCCAUCGCGCGGGACUGGCCGUUGUCAGGACGGACGAGCAGCGCGGGUUCCCCGAGACGCCGGGCCAGAGACUGCUGCCCGUGCAAAUGUAUGCCCUCAGACCAGCCGAGGAGCCGCUCGCCUUUGAAUAA
Molecule: messenger RNA, 708 nt
Organism: Ustilaginoidea virens
Lineage: Eukaryota; Fungi; Ascomycota; Sordariomycetes; Hypocreales; Clavicipitaceae
Exons: 3
Coding region: 1-708 (235 amino acids)
Biological process (GO): N-terminal protein amino acid methylation
Cellular component (GO): cytoplasm
Molecular function (GO): N-terminal protein N-methyltransferase activity
Source: RefSeq, a predicted model, not a curated record